AAUAGUAAAGAUAAAUAUACGUGANAGUUUUAAAAAAAAAGGGGCAUUUCUUCCUUUUGAAAGAUUACCCAUUUGAUCUAUUUGUAAAGCGAAAAUGUUUCCUCAUCCAGUUAGGAUGAACGUGAUAAGUUAAAACCAUUUGCAAAUUUUGAACCCCAAGCUUUUAAUUCUAUCAUUUUUGAAUAAUAUUAUCAACCAGCGUCGACCCCAUUGUAAAAUUUGUCCCCGACUUAAGCUCACACAUUUUUAACCUUAAUUGCGCAUUCGUGCCUAAUUAAAAAAUUUUCCUUUUGAAAACAGUACAAACCAUGUCUCAGAUAAGGCCAGAACCGAAAGUAGACGUUCCUGAGGGUGACUACAAAAAGGGUGCCAAGCUUUUUAAGGCCAAGUGUGCUCAAUGCCACACGAUAAAUAAAGGCGGAGCGGUAAAACAGGGCCCUAAUCUACACGGAUUCUAUGGCAGAAAAUCUGGAGAAUCGGAUUUCCCAUUUUCGGAUGCAAAUAAAAACUCGGGCAUUAUCUGGUCGGACAAGCAUUUGUAUGAAUAUCUACUGAACCCUAAGUUAUACAUCCCAGGAACGAAAAUGAUUUUUGCUGGCAUCAAGAAGGAAAAGGAAAGAGCCGAUUUGAUUGAGUACUUGAAGAAGGCUUCCUCGGAGUGACGCGCGCAGGUGCAGAAAUUGGCAGAUGAAAAAAAUAUCAAAAUGAGUUGAACGUACGCUUUGGGGGUCAACGGGGGACUCUUGUCAAAUUGUGUCAACUACUCAGGUGGUGGAGAGGCCCACUCACUGACGUCACGUUACGCAAAGUGUAACGCUCAUUUAUGUGGUGCAUUUUAGAAUGUCGUUAACAUUGUCCACAGAGCAGCAAGAUUUUGUUUCCCUACAUUUCGCU
Plasmodium cynomolgi strain B is the source of this 894-nucleotide messenger RNA. Its product is annotated as cytochrome c. Lineage: Eukaryota; Apicomplexa; Aconoidasida; Haemosporida; Plasmodiidae. Gene Ontology annotation, cellular component: mitochondrial intermembrane space. The transcript has 3 exons. The record is from RefSeq and is a predicted model, not a curated record. The coding region runs from base 309 to 662 and encodes 117 amino acids. Gene Ontology annotation, molecular function: heme binding; electron transfer activity. Gene Ontology annotation, biological process: mitochondrial electron transport, ubiquinol to cytochrome c; mitochondrial electron transport, cytochrome c to oxygen.